This is a messenger RNA of Prunus armeniaca (apricot), 1053 nucleotides long. Lineage: Eukaryota; Viridiplantae; Streptophyta; Magnoliopsida; Rosales; Rosaceae. The record is from the annotation of a GenBank genome assembly.
AUGACUAAAUCGAAUUCGUCAUCGGUUGGCAGACGCCUUCCUCUGAUUUCCGUAGUACUUCUACUUGGGCAGCUGGUGGUGGCUAGCUUGGCAACAAAACAACACACAGGUUCUCCAAUUGGUGUAUGUAAUGGAAUGCUUGGCGAUGACCUACCACCCCAAGCAGAAGUUGUUGCUCUCUACAAGACAAAUAACAUCCCAAGAAUGCGACUUUAUGAUCCAAACCCAGCCGCUCUAGAAGCCCUUCGAGGCUCCAAUAUCAAGCUCUUGCUAGGGGUACCAAAUGAAAACCUUCAAUACAUUGCCUCAAGCCAAGCCAGCGCAAAUGCAUGGGUCCAGAACAAUGUGAGAAACUAUGCCAAUGUGAAAUUCAAGUACAUUGCCGUAGGAAAUGAAGUCAAGCCUUCAGACUCCUUUGCACAGUUUCUCGUCCCAGCCAUGCGAAAAAUUCAAAAGGCAAUUUCUCUUGCUGGUCUUGCAAAGAAAAUUAAAGUUUCGACAGCCAUCGACACCGGAGUACUUGGAGAGACCUUUCCUCCUUCGAUAGGCUCAUUCAAGUCUGAGUAUGACGCACUUUUGCAUCCCAUCAUCCGCUUCCUAGUGAACCACAAAUCGCCAUUGCUUGUUAACUUGUACCCUUAUUUUGCUUACAGUGGCAACACUCAAGACAUUCGUCUUGAUUAUGCUCUUUUCACAGCUCCAUCAGUUGUGGUACAAGAUGGGAACUUUGGUUAUCGUAAUCUUUUCGAUGCCAUGUUGGAUGGUGUUUAUGCUGCUCUUGAGAAGGCUGGUGGAGGGUCUUUGAAAGUUGUUAUAUCAGAGACUGGUUGGCCAUCAGCUGCUGGAACAGCCACAACAAUUGAUAAUGCAAGGACUUAUAUAUCAAAUUUGAUUCAACAUGUGAAGGAAGGGACUCCAAGGAGGCCAGGAAGGCCCAUAGAAACUUACAUCUUUGCCAUGUUUGAUGAGAAUAGAAAGACCCCAGAGCUUGAGAAACAUUGGGGGCUCUUCUCCCCAACAAAACAGCCUAAAUACCAAAUCAGUUUCAAUUGA